Molecule: messenger RNA, 3001 nt
Organism: Megalops cyprinoides (Indo-Pacific tarpon)
Lineage: Eukaryota; Metazoa; Chordata; Actinopteri; Elopiformes; Megalopidae
Gene: prrt4
Product: proline rich transmembrane protein 4
Exons: 3
Coding region: 1-2619 (872 amino acids)
Source: RefSeq, a predicted model, not a curated record
AUGACGUGGGCCGAACCCUCCGCCACGCCAAGGACAGGUACCGUUGCCCUGCGUAAAGACGCCGACCCACCAACCCCCGCUUUACCCAAUAGCAGCUACUGGCUCACCCCUUCCCUCACGACCCAGCUGUCUGACAGCCCGAGCAGCAGAAAGGACGCGACCCUAACGGCCGCCCGCCAGACGGAGGCGUCCACGGCGCUGCCCACCGGGAGCACGAGCGCCCUCGCCCCCGGCGCGGGGACCGCGGAAACAAGGGAGCCCGCGCGUCCCCGUAGCCAGCCCUCUGCCGCACCUGCCCCAGUUACGGAGGCGGCCGAACCCACAUUCGCGGAGACCGCCGGGACGGAGGCGAAAAUAGACGCAGGAUUAUUCGGGGAAGGAACGGGGGCAGUGGAGGAGCACGUGGGAAAGGGAGGGACCACACGCGGCGGCGGGGGAGCCUUUGAAGACGUGACGCAAGCGCCGACUCGUGCAGUGUCCCUUAGCACAGAGCCAUCGGGAGGCACGCCAUCUGAGGGGGCGGGCUUUGGCGGCACAGGUCCCACAGAGGAGGAGGAGCCGAGCAGAGUCUGGAGCGCCUCCGUUCCCUCCACCACGCCCCUCGGGCCGCUGUUUGCAGAGCCGGCUCCUGAUGAGGACUGGCCCCCGGACGCCGCGGCCAAUGACUCGUCUCUCCUCCCCGACUGCAACGUGGACGCCGGGAUCUGCAACGCCUCCGGCCCCUGGAGCCCCGCCUUCCCAGACGACAACGCCACCUCCAACCAAUCCUACGACCCCUUCCUGCUCCUGGCACCGCCCAUGUUCGUGCCCUUGUACUCGGACUGGAACACGGCCAUGGCCACCUGGGGGUUGGCGUGGGAGGCGCACGUGUACGGGCUGGGCUCGCUGUUCGCCCUGGUGGCCUUCGUCUCGGUCCUCAACCUGCUGUGCCUCCCGUUCCGGUGUCCCUCGGGCUGCGGCUACUUCGCGCUGGUCAACCUCUUCCUGCUGGCGGCCAGCUGCAGCAGGGCCUUCUCGCUCUUCUACGACGCCUACAGCCACCAGGACAAGCUGCCGGCGGCGGGGACCCUCCUGCUGUACGAGGUGCCCUUCCCCUGCCUCACGGCCGCCUUCGGCAUCGUCUUCCUCCUCCUGUCCAUGCGCUCGCGCAUGCAGCUGUCCAACUCCGUCUUCCAGCACCCCUGCUUCCUGGCCGUGCUGGUGCUGCUGCACUUCAGCGCCACCUUCGGGUCGGUGGUGCUCCUGCAGGUGUUCACGCGCCUGCCCUGCCUGUUCUUCGUCUCGCAGGGCUCCUUCGUGGCGCUGGCCGCCUUCCUGUCGGCGGCCUACUUCGCCUUCUACUGCUACGUGCGGGCCGACGCCAAGCACAUUUACCACCUGAACAACACGUCGCCGCCCGCCGAGCGAUACCACCGCUGCCCCUUCGCCGACCCCAAGGACUGGGACCGGGCGGCGGUGACGGCGGUGUUCGCCGCACUCUUCGCGCUGGCCUGCGCCGGGCUGCAGCUCUACGCCAUGCUCCACGCCCUCGGGCUGGGCGGCGUGGAGGUCUUCCACCCCUGGCCCUGGUGGGCGUUCCACCUGAGCUGCCGGGUGUGCGAGGCGGGCGUCUGCCUCACCCUGUCGCUGGUGGUCAUGCGGCCGCUCUACUGCUCGGGCGAGCUCCCCCAGCCCGACCCGGGCUGCUGGCCUCGGGUGUUCUGCGCCGGGGCCCGGGGCCGCGUGGACGUCAAGUCCCCCGCCCUGCCCAACAACUACCAGUGGUCGCUGUCGCAGCAGGAGAAGCUGGUGAUCUGCGACGCCAUCGCCCGCCGCGAGUCCGAGUGCCUGCCGCUCUACACGCUGGUGGACAAUCGGCUCAGUAGCCUGGACGGGCUGGACCUCCUCUACCCCUGCGGGGGCCUCCCGUUCGACGCGCCCAAGGGCGGCUCGCGCAAGUCCUCCUUCACCAGCCUGCAUCUGGACAGCGACUCCACGGCCGACCUGCGGCCCCCAUCCCCGAUCAACCUGCGGCGGAGCAUCGACGAGGCCCUGUUCGGGGAGGCGCUCUUCCCCAAGAGCCUCUUCGGCACCUCCCAGCUCCGCGGCUCCAGCGAGCUCUCCCUGGACGUCGGGGGCGGAGGGGACGGGCUGCCCUUCGGGGAGGGCGCGGCCGAGCGCGGUCUGUACAGGACCUCCUCCUGCGUGGAGAUGGAGACCCGGGAGACGCGGGAGUUGCGAGCGCCGCCCCCGCCCCCGCCCGAGGCCUCCUCCGUCUCCAGCCGCGCCACCCUGGAGGCCGCCUCGGGCUCCUCGGCCGAACGCUGGCGGGGGAGCGGCGCCUCCAGCUCCCCGUUCGGGGCCUCCUUCGACGGCUCCUCCCUGGUGCUCUGCUCCAGCCCCGAGGGGCGCGGCGGCCACCCCUCCUUCUGCAGCAGCCGCAUCACGCCCGGCCACCUGUCCCAGAGCAGCCUCAACCAGGUGGCCCAGCUCCAGAGACGCUACCGGGCCCUGGGCUCGGCCUCCCAGGAUAGCCUGGACCAGCCAGCCGAGCAGGACCUGGCCGUCCAGGCCGAGUUCAUCAGCGUGUGCAGGCAGAUCGACGCGCUGAGCGUGUGCAGCGACACCAUCGACCUGUAACCGCGGCGACCCUGCAGAGUUCCCACGCACUUAGGGUGCAAACAAAGAGCAAAGAGCUCACGGCCUCCAACUGUGCCACUGCGGUCAGCUCAAGCUGCUAGUGAUGGAGCAGACUGCGUGGUUUCGCGACGAUUACAAUGGUGCCAAGUCUGAGCUGGAGAUUCCGCGAUCUUGAUAAAACCGCAUCUCCCACAAUCCUCCAGGGGAGGUUUUACUCUCUUCAGAACAUAGGGCCCUCUGAAGGUGUCGCUCCACGCCUGGAUUGGGUGGAGCCAGUUCCACUAUGGCAGCGAGGACUUCAAUAUUUGGAUGAGCUGUCAAGUACUGAAGAAUUUGAGAGACCAACAAUAAUUUUAUAGAUUGUAUUUGUCAGAUUGUAAUG